Caenorhabditis angaria is the source of this 2648-nucleotide messenger RNA. NCBI's taxonomy places the organism in Eukaryota, Metazoa, Nematoda, Chromadorea, Rhabditida, Rhabditidae. The record is from the annotation of a GenBank genome assembly.
AUGAAAUUUCUUUACUUUCUUUCCAUUCCAUUUCUUGUCGCUCACGACCUCGAUCCAAACAUCGAAGCUGAAAAGUUUGAAAUCAGUUUAAUCGAACAUCAUCGAGCCAAAAAUACCACUAUAAUUCAUCCAAAUUUUAUUCUGGAAUUUCCAAAUGGUUGGAAAGUUUCGAGAAAUAAUUUUAUUAAAAUGUUUCUGAAAAAGAAACCAAUGGAAAAAAUCGAAGUAACUGGAUGGUUUGCACCGAAUGGAUUAUUGGUCAUGCAGAAAAAGGAUAAAUCUGGAGGACCGGAAAAGAUUAGUGCGAAUUUCGGAAAACCUGAUAGCAGUAUUAAAGGAGGAUAUGUUUGUAUAAAAUUGUGGGAAGUUUGAAAUAAUUCGUUUUAUUUUUAUUUUGAAUAAAGUUUCAGUAUUCAACUAGAAUUUGGACUUUGAUGAUUUUUUUUAGUAAAUCCAAAAAAGGUUCCAAGUUUUUUAUUUUCUCUAACUUCUCUGCAUCUCUCGAACAUUUAUUCUGAAAACUAAGUAUUAUGAAAUCUUGUUCUGCCAGCUCAUCCAGAUAAUCACUCUCUUCAUUCCCCCAGAAAUUUCACAAUUUUUCCCCCAAAAACUUCAUUUUUCUUUUCUCUUUAACCACACCACAACUAUAUUGUAUAUAUUUUUUCAAAAAAAAAAAAAAUCAUAUUGUACAAUAUAUUUAUUUACAUGUAAUUUUCGCGCCAAACAAUUCCUUUCUUCUUUUUCUCCAUUUUUUUCUAAAUAACUUUUUUCUGUGUCUACCCGCAAAGCAAAAAAAUCUCAUUUAUUUGCGCAUGUACUAUACCAACUUUGCAGUUGCCACAGGGGUUUAUUUUUGGGGGCGUUUUUGUUUCGAACAGUUCGACUAAAACUUUUUGGCGCCAAAACUUUUUUCUAAAUUCUUGACUUUACAGUACUCCAUUUGUUAUUUAUUGUAGGGAACCAAUUUUAGAUCGACAGUAUUCGGUUGGAUUGUUAUCUGAAUUUUUUUUUGAAAUUGUUGAUCCACAGUACCCAUCCGAGCUAGUGAGCUACAGUAGUCUUCUAAAUUUCACAGCUCCAGUAAUUUUGGAAAUUUUUUGAUCCACAGUACUCCAUAAAUAUAUUGAGGUUGAGUUACACAAGAUUUCAAAGCUACAAUACAUCUAAAAACCUACUAUCUUCACAUAUAAAUUCUGAAUAACCUUUAUUUACAAAAAUGCCCCAUUUUUUCGCCAAAAUCAAUAUUCCAUGUUUUUUUUUGUUAUCUCUCUCAUCUUUUUUGUUCUUGUCAAAAGAAAAAAACAUUAUCCUCCGUUCCACUCGACUUUUAUCAUUUUCAAUCUCAUUUAUUUUUUUGUUUACACAAAAUUUCGCAAUUUUUUCGAAGCUUCCAAAAACUCUUUGGCAGAGUUCCCAGUGAGUAAUUCAAUUCUACAAACCAAAAAUUUUUAGUCCCAAGAUUGUUUCAGAUCUCAAGUAGUUUGGAAAUUUUUGGGAUAUUGAAAUAGACUCUGUGAAUUUGCACAACUCAUUGUCAGCUAGGCCACACCCAUUUUUUCAUAAUAAUAAUGAUAUUGUAAAAUAAUCCGAUUAUGCGAACCACUUGUCAAAAAUUGUGUGUUUGUUCAGCUAUUUUUUGCUAUUCGAAAUAGAAAAAUUGACAAAAAAGGCGCCACGAAAAAAUCAAUGAGUCAUAAUUAUUUUUUCUUCCCAAAGGUAACUUUUUAUCACUUUUUCUCUUCCAUAUCAAAACUUUUUGAUAAGAAAACAUGUGUUUUGAUUUUUUUCGCAAUAAAUUCAUAAAUAAUUAGAUUAAAUCGGAAAUAAAUUAAAUUAAUCCGUGAACUAAAUUUGGGUCAAAAUAGUUUCAUCUUUUCAUUUUCAUUUCGUUAUUUAUUCAUUUUCAAACAAAAAAUAAAAUUCGAAUUCAGGACAAAAUGUUUCGCGAAAAAGAUGUUUCUUGCCGUUUGAUUCGACCAACAAUUCCAGAAAUCCACGUGGAUAAAUUGGUACUUUUUGUUGAAAGAUGGAACCCGGAUUGGGAAGUUGAUGCAAGUAUUCAGGUAAGAUAUUUUGAAAAGAGGGGGCCUCAUAAGGGAAAAAUGGAAAAUUUAGAGAAUUUCUGAAUUUUUGUUGAAAAAAUCACACUAAAAUUUUUAGAGUAGAAAAUGCAAAAAAUUUUCUUGAAAUAAAAAAAAUUAAAAUUCUUUCAAGAAUUAGCAAAUUUGGAGCUGGGAAAAUAUAAGAAAUUUUCAGAAAGCUGGUUUCUAAUAUUCCAAAAUAUUGCCAAAUUUCAGCUAUUUUGUGAAGUUUUUGAAAUUCAAAAAAAUUAUGUUAUUUUUCGUCAGGCUUACAGAAUCGCGGCUUCUCGUUCCCAUCUGAUCUCAAUUAAAUUUCAGAUUUUCGAUGAAGGAAUUGCUCAAUAUAUGCUAACCGAUGUUGAAUCUCAUUAUAAAUAUUUCGCCGCUUUGAUCCUUUCAAAACCAAGUUUGCGAUGUCAAAUAACCAAAGAAGAGCCUCGAGAUAUUUUGGAAGAACACGAAAAUCAUAUCAAACUUUUUGGUGGCGAAAAAUUGAAUCACGAAUCAUCGAGAAUGAUCGAAUAUUUGAAAGAUGUUUUGCAUAAAAGAGGUUAUCGAUUUGAUUGA